GGCCGGCGGCUGCGCGCGGGGAGGGCGGGGCGGCGGGCGCGGCCGGGCCAUGUGUGCCGGGCGCCGCCGCAGAGCGGCCGCAGCCGCCGCCGGCAGCGCCGCGCCCGCUCCGGGGAGCGGCGCAGAGCCCGGGAGAUGUUCUUCUCUUGGGGCUUCCCCUGCGGCCGCCUCCGCCUCGCUGGCCGGGCGGCAGCUCGCCGCUCCGCGUUGCUCUGCCAGCGGGCGGCGGCUUCCUCCGCCCCUCCGUGGCUGCCACUGCUCGGCGGCGCGCACCGACGCCUACUCGCGCUCGGUGGGCUGAGCCCCUCCGCGGCGGCGGCCGGGCGGGGGGCGGCGGGGGCCGCGCCGUGCGGGUCGGGGGCGGCGGGGGGCGGGUUCCGGCCGUCGCGGGUGGUGGUGGUGGUGAAGACAACGCGGUACGAGUUCGAGCAGCAGCGGUACCGCUACGCCGGGCUCUCUGAGGAGGACCUGAAGCAGCUGCUUGCCUUGAAGGGAUCUAACUAUGCUGGUCUGCUGGAACGGCAUCGCAUUCAUACAAAAAACGUGGAGCAUGUUGUGGACAGCUUACGGAACGAAAGGAUAGAAGUUCGUCUUGUUAAGCGUCGAGAGUAUAAUGAAGAGACAGUUCGGUGGGCAGAUGCUGUUAUAUCAGCAGGAGGUGAUGGUACAAUGUUGUUGGCAGCCAGUAAGGUUUUUGAUAAAUUUAAACCAGUCAUCGGAAUAAAUACUGAUCCUGAAAGAUCAGAAGGUCACCUGUGCUUGCCUGUGAGAUACACACACUCAUUUCCUGAAGCACUGCAGAAGCUUUAUCGUGGUGAGUUCAGGUGGCAGUGGCGGCAAAGAAUCCGACUGUAUCUUGAAGGAACUGGGAUUAACACAACCCCAGUGGAUUUACAUGAACAGCAGCUAAGCCAAGAGCAACACAGCAGGGCUCACAUAAAUGAAAGAUUCCAGGAUCAAAGAUCUGAUAUUUCUGGCCCACAUCUUUUACCAGUGAGAGCACUCAAUGAAGUCUUCAUUGGGGAAUCUCUUUCAUCCAGGGAGAACUUUAAGUCCUGCAAACCCAGUUUUAAAUUCUCGCUUCAUAGGGCCUCCUAUUAUGAAAUAUCAGUUGAUGAUGGUCCUUGGGAGAAACAGAAGAGUUCAGGGCUUAAUGUGUGUACUGGAACAGGAUCAAAAGCAUGGUCCUAUAAUAUUAACAAGGUUGCACAUCAAGCUAUUGAAGAGAUCCUUAAGAUCGCGAAAAAGCAUGGAAGUUUGAAUAUGCCAUUGAACACGGAACUGGUACAGAAAGUAACAAAUGAUUACAAUGAGUCUCUGCUCUACAGUCCAGAGGAACCAAAGAUGUUUUUCAGUGUUCGAGAGCCUAUUGUAAACAGAGUUUUCUCAAGUAGCCGUCAGCGUGGCUUCUCUUCAAAAGUCUGUGUCCGUUCCCGUUGUUGGGAUGCUUGUAUGGUUGUAGAUGGAGGAACAUCUUUUGAGUUCAAUGAUGGGGCAAUAGCUUCGAUAUUGAUUGACACAGAGGAUUCACUGUGCACUGUUCUGCUGGAAGAAUGAAGGACCCUGAUGUCUUUUGCUGAAACAUUUAUGGAUCCAUAGAGGGAAACCAUGGGGAUAUCACAAUGCUGCAUUAUAUUGGAAGUUGGCCUUUUCGGAUGCAAGAGCAUUUGGAGGAAGCUUGAAAUGCUUUUCAUUCCUUUGGGUUGGGGAAUCAUUAGCCUGAUAUUUAAGCUUUUUUUGCAUCUAGUGUAAAUGUCUGAAGUGUUACCUCUAACUUCAGUGAGAAUUGACAUUUUAUCUUGUAAGGCAAACAUGAAAGCUUUGUAAACACAGGUAAAUGGGUUCAAGUAUUAAGUCAGUAGUAUUAAAUAUUCAGAUGUACAGUUUUUUAGUAACAGUCUGGGACUGAUAAAACUAAAUACUUCAUACAUACACUUUUGUAGAAAAGUUGACUGUCAAACUAGCAAUUUGAUGCAAGGAUAUAUAGAUUUUGGUAAACCAUGUUGUUGAUGUAAAAGAAAUGAAAAUACAAAUCUUUUGUAUGCUUUUCAAAAAUUGUACAACUUUGUAGUUUCAUACAACUUGUGACAAUUUUUUUUUGUUCUUCCAAUAUUUUUUCUACUUUGUAGACUUACAUCAAGAGUAUAAGUCUGGUUUAGUACAUCUUGAAUGAGGUAGCUUUUAGUUUUUCUGUUUGGCUAGAUAGGGACUUGAAAUCCAAAGGUUUUCUUGAACCCUUUAUGAAGAAUAUACAAAUUAUAGAAAUCAUGUUGUAGUGGGAUAUAUUCCUUCACUGAAUGGAUUAACUGGCAAGCAGAUGAUCAGAACACUAGUGUAUGUAAGUGGCUAUCAUUAAGACAUAUAUUUGGCCUUACUAAGUUGAAUGUUUGGAAUUUUAAGUUUUGAAUUUCUUAUAUUUCAAGAAGAAUGAGAUAUGCUGGGUAUUAGGAGUUAGAGUGCAAGCUCAUACCUAUGUCUUCCAGUUUUCCCAGAAUGUUUUUACCUUCUCCAGAAAAUUUACAUUUCCAAUCCCAUGUUGAAUUCUAUUGAUAUAUAAAUGACAACAAAUCACGUCUCUGCUCAUGUUAGGUAAUCAAGUUGAUAAUAGAAAGAAAAAAAAAAGCUCUGAUUAAAGAAUAGCAAGUGACCUUUGAAAUCUUUUAGAAAAACUGUGAACUGUGACUGCCUUUUGAAAUCUGUGCUUAUAAUUGCAUAGGUGAGGCAGAAUUUGGGAAAACAUAUAUUCCUACAGCAGGAACUCUUCAGCUGCAUGACUUGAAAAUAGUAUGUUUUGUCUACUACAGAUUAGUUUCCAAGAGUGAGUUUUCUUAAAAUGACUUUUGAAUGAGGAGACUUCUGUAACAGAUGUUCUCAGGUCUAAUGGAAAUGUUCUCCAGUGUGGCCAAUCAAUCAGUGUAUUUAUCGCCACUUGCAAAAUGUAAACUGCUCUUUACUGGUGGAGGAAACGGACAAAGGGUUUUUUCCCUCUAGACUUAGAGUGAAUAGAACUGAAAACAGAAUUUAGAGGAUACUGAUUUGGCCAGGCCAUUCAGUUCUAGGAAAAUGUGAAAUUGAUGGAGAUUUCUGAAUAAGCUAUCACUGUGUACAUUUCACCUUUUAAGUGUGCUGCAGAGUUAUUUACACUGUCUGGUUGUCUUGACUGUAACCUAGAGGGGAAAAGCAGAGUAGCCAAAUAAGCUUUCAAAAGUUGGUAAUUUCAGGAACUAUCAGAAUAAAGCUCUUGCAGUCAAAAAUAUUGUGCAAAGCUAGUCUAAAGGUAAAGACACAAAAGACUAAUCUUUCUGAAAGUUGUGUGCACACAGACUAGGAUGUUCUAGUUAUUCUCAAUCCAUCUGUAACCAGUUAGGGAUUGUCUAUUGUGUGCCUCUGUCAUGUACACUAAUCAAUAUGCUGUUAGGAUUCAAAAAAUCCUCAAGUCCACCGCUGCCAUUAACACUAAUUUAUUCCUUCCUAGGACUCUCAACAUUCUUAGAUUAGAUUUAGGUAUUGAACAUGUGCACAGCAAAUCUACAGCAGAAAUCCCAACAACUGCUUAUUUAGACAUUUGUGUGCUGUGAAGUUUUAAUGGAGACUGGUUAGUCAGAUCAGUAAGCAUACCUCUUAAGCACGCAUGUCAUUCCUUAUUAUGAACAUGAAGACUAAAAGGUCAUGUCUUCAGGCCCUAUAGCCCCAAAGUAUGAUCUAGAUUAGGACUUACUAAAUUUUCAGUCAAAUUCAUAAUUUAGCAAAAUGGAAGCCUGACCUACUCAUGAGUGGCCUCUACUGGUUUUGUCUGUAUUUAAUUGCAGUUCUGUUGUAGCAUUUGCUGGUGAAUGCUUAAAAUUGACUAGGAUGAUGAUUCAGAAAUCUGUUAAUAAUAGUAAGCACCUACCUUUUUUUUAUUAAACAACUGUAGGACCCUUUUUAAGGUUCCUUUAUGACGAAGGAUUGCAGUACAGACAACUUACUUGGUAGACACUAUUCCAGGACAGGACUGAGUCUUGUUUUAACACUGAUUUUAGCUGUGUGGCCUGACAGCGAUUUUUGCACCUCUUCUACCUGUUGAGUCAAGUCCAUGGUAUUUUCAUUUAAUGCUAGUCUACACUGUGUUCUGCUAAACUAGACCUGUUAUUCUUUGCUUUUAUUUUUUUCCCCAAGUGGUGUUUAUACAUUAUAUAAUAAAAAAUUAAAAGGUUAAUUGAUAAA
Messenger RNA from Onychostruthus taczanowskii (white-rumped snowfinch), 4206 nucleotides. RefSeq names its product NAD kinase 2, mitochondrial (gene NADK2). Gene Ontology annotation, molecular function: NAD+ kinase activity. NCBI's taxonomy places the organism in Eukaryota, Metazoa, Chordata, Aves, Passeriformes, Passeridae. Gene Ontology annotation, cellular component: mitochondrion. The record is from RefSeq and is a predicted model, not a curated record. The transcript is spliced from 12 exons. Bases 136 to 1557 code for a protein of 473 amino acids. Gene Ontology annotation, biological process: NADP+ biosynthetic process; NAD+ metabolic process.